UUAGUGAAUACAACAAUGAAGAAUUUUCUUAAAAAACUUCAUAUUGGGUCCAAUCAAUCGGAGGAUUCAGAAGGAUCAACAUCCUCCUCAAGGAGCAAGAAAUUAAGUGAUGUUUCAUCACCUGAAAAGCAUACAAGCUCUAGAAGCUAUCAAGGGUCUGAUAAUAAACCUUUUUCAGCAAUUUCAGGAUGGUUAAAUUCAGUUACAAAUAGGCAUAGUCCUAGUCCUCCGUCUUCCUCAAAUGGGAAUAGAGGGAAUAGAAUGGAACAUUCUGACUCUGUGAGUAUUGGUGGCACUGAUGCUGUUUUAGAUGCUGUACAGCGUGAUUCGGAGUCUAGCAGCUCGAGGGAUCCUGGUGUAGAGGAGGAGUAUCAAAUUCAGUUAGCUCUAGAGUUGAGCGCGAAGGAAGACCCUGAGGCAGUUCAAAUUGAGGCUGUUAAGCAAAUCAGUUUAGGCUCUUCUGCCCCAGAGAAUGCUCCUGCAGAAGUUGUAGCAUAUCGGUAUUGGAAUUACAAUGCUCUAAGCUAUGAUGACAAGAUCCUGGAUGGAUUUUAUGAUCUGUAUGGUGUCCUCAUGGAGUCCAAUUCCUCGAAAAUGCCCUCCCUCAUUGAUCUGCAAAGAACGGAAGUAUCAGAUCAUAUUAGUUGGGAAGCCAUCCUUGUCAGUAAAGCUGCGGACUCCAAGUUGUUGAAACUUGAACAGAGAGCUCUAGAGAUUGCUGUUGAGGAGAGGUCAAAACUCAUGGAUUUUUCAGCCAGCAGUUUGGUACAUAAGCUUGCUGUGCUUGUUUCUGACCACAUGGGGGGGCCAGUUGUGGAUCCGGAGAGCAUGUUGCUUGCAUGGAGAAGUAUUAGUUAUAAUCUAAAGGCAACUCUAGGGAGUAUGGUUUUGCCUCUUGGUUCUUUGACCAUUGGAUUGGCUCGUCAUCGUGCAUUGUUAUUCAAGGUUUUAGCUGAUAGUGUGGGGAUUCCUUGUCGAUUAGUAAAAGGAAAGCAGUAUACAGGUUCAGAUGAUGUUGCAAUGAACUAUGUAAAAAUCGAUGGAAGGGAGUAUAUUGUCGAUUUGAUGGCAGCACCUGGAACACUUAUUCCAUCUGACACAUCUGGAGUACAUGGAGACUAUGAAGAAUCUAUUCUCUCCAUCAGUCCAUCCUCCAAAGAUGUUGAUUCUCAUCCAGGUUCCUAUAGUAGAUGGAUUGCUUCUUCAUUGGGAGAUCAUUCAGACUAUGGAACGGCAGACAAGAGAUCCAGGUUUGCGGAAAGCACUAGUGCAGGAAAUGAAUCUCCCUCUUCUGGUAAUUCAGAACUGCAGGUAAAAGCGGAGAAAGAAUUUUAUAAUACCUUCCAUGAUUUUACAAAGGCUCCCAGUCCUAAGGAGCAAGGACAGGAAACAUCUUCUAGAGCUGGGCAUGCAAGAUCUGCUUUUACACAUGCAAGAUCUCCUUCCUGGACAGAAGGUGUUAGCUCCCCAGCUGCACACAAGAUGAAAGUAAAGGAUGCUUCGCAAUACAUGAUUGACGCUGCCAAAGAAAAUCCACAGCUAGCUCAAAAACUGCACACUGUUUUACUUGAGAGUGGAGUUAUUGCACCACCAAACCUGUUCGAUGAGAUCUAUCCAGAACAACUAGACGUAUCUCAUAUAGAGGGAAAAUCCAGGCUAGAGGAAAGAGAUGAGUUCCAAAAAGUCAGGGGUCAAUCUGAUAAGAAUCGAGCCCGCUUCUUACCCCCUCUGCCUUAUCACAGUCCAUACUCUAAGGGCAAUGCACGUGGAUCAUUGGAACCUCAUCCAGAUGUGAGAGAAGUUGGUGAACAGCAAGUUUCUAGACAGUCUGAAGUAGCUCCACCGAAACAUAUGAAAACAGUUCCUGUUGCUGCUGCUGCCGCCGCCGCCGCAGCUGCUGUUGCCUCUUCGAUGGUAGUUGUUGCAGCCAAGACUAACCCUCACGGGGACCUCCCCGUAGCAGCUGCUGCCACAGCCACAGCUGCAGCAGUGGUAGCAACAACUGCAGCAGUCAGUAAGCAAUAUGAGGCACAAGGAGACUGUGAAAGAGUUGAUGGAGAUGCAGAUACUGCUGUUUAUGAGCAACAGAGAAGUGGUCAUCAAGAGCAUGAGGCAGCAGGAGCAAAUUCAGAGGGUGAAAGGAUGUCAGAUAAGUCAACCGGUAAUGAUAGUGCUAAAUCAGAUGUGAUACUUGAUGAUGUAGCAGAUUGUGAGAUUCCGUGGGAGGAUAUUGCCUUGGGUGAGCGUAUCGGACUUGGAUCUUAUGGAGAGGUCUAUCGUGGAGAGUGGCAUGGAACUGAAGUUGCUGUAAAGAAGUUCCUGGAUCAAGAUAUAACUGGUGAAUCCCUUGAGGAGUUCAGAAGUGAGGUGCGGAUCAUGAAAAGGCUCAGACAUCCAAAUGUUGUUCUAUUCAUGGGAGCUGUUACUCGUUCUCCACAUCUUUCAAUUGUUACUGAGUUUCUUCAUAGAGGUAGUUUGUACAGAUUAAUCCAUCGACCCAACCAUCAGCUAGAUGAGCGCAGGAGGUUGAGGAUGGCUCUUGAUGCUGCUCGAGGGAUGAACUAUCUACACAACUGCACUCCCAUGAUAGUUCAUCGAGAUUUGAAGUCUCCAAAUCUCCUUGUAGAUAAGAACUGGGUUGUGAAGGUAUGUGAUUUUGGACUGUCAAGAAUGAAGCACAGCACAUUUCUUUCUUCUAGGUCGACUGCUGGAACGGCAGAGUGGAUGGCCCCAGAAGUGCUGAGAAAUGAACCUUCAAAUGAAAAAUGUGAUGUAUAUAGCUUCGGUGUCAUACUAUGGGAGCUUUGUACUUUACAGCAACCAUGGGGAGGAAUGAAUCCAAUGCAAGUCGUUGGUGCUGUGGGGUUUCAGCACCGACGUCUUGACAUACCAGAUUACAUGGAUCCAGCUAUUGCAGACAUUAUCAGGAAAUGCUGGCAAACAGAUCCAAAGUUACGGCCUUCAUUUGCUGAGAUUAUGGCUGCUCUGAAACCACUACAAAAGCCUAUUACUAGUUCACAUGCACCAAAACCACCAGUUGCCAGAGGUCAGCCAUCGCGAAUCAUAGAAGAUCCAUCCGCGGAGCAGGGUUAGUACUGAAGAACGUAAAUAGACUUAUUUUUCGUUGGAUUAAACAGGUCCAAAUUUGAGCUCAAGAAACUGAAGGAAGACAUCAAAGAACCUGACAAUCACAUAAUACUUCAUAUUUAAGCCAAAUUGUGAUUCUUUUGUUUCAUCCUUUUAGUAUUUUUAGCAGUGUUUCCCCAAUUCUCAAAAAUUGUGUAUCUGCCCUUCCCUUGUGUAUUCAUGUUGAUACUCUCUUUUGUAAUUAAAAAAUAGAAAGAAUUGCUUAAAAGAAGCUCAAGCUCUUUUAUUUAUGUUUUAGGUCAACAUUUAUAUUUUGUACCUAUUAUUGAAACAUGUGCAAAUAUAGCUCUUGAGACGAAC
Messenger RNA from Solanum verrucosum, 3447 nucleotides. Its product is annotated as probable serine/threonine-protein kinase SIS8. The transcript has 14 exons. Bases 16 to 3093 code for a protein of 1025 amino acids. The record is from RefSeq and is a predicted model, not a curated record. Gene Ontology annotation, biological process: protein phosphorylation. Gene Ontology annotation, molecular function: protein kinase activity; ATP binding. NCBI's taxonomy places the organism in Eukaryota, Viridiplantae, Streptophyta, Magnoliopsida, Solanales, Solanaceae.